Raphanus sativus (radish) is the source of this 1319-nucleotide messenger RNA. RefSeq names its product putative F-box protein At3g16210. The record is from RefSeq and is a predicted model, not a curated record. Gene Ontology annotation, molecular function: protein binding. Bases 86 to 1174 code for a protein of 362 amino acids. NCBI's taxonomy places the organism in Eukaryota, Viridiplantae, Streptophyta, Magnoliopsida, Brassicales, Brassicaceae. The transcript has a single exon.
CUUACGCAUCUCGUUGUAUAAGAAACCACCUACAUGAAAAAUAACACCAGAGGAAAAUCAUUAACCAUAAAAAAAUACAGAAACAAUGUCUGAGUUUCUCCCGGAAGUGUUAGUCGUUGAGAUACUCGCAAGACUAUCCAUGAAGGAUCUGGCUCGAUACAGAUGCGUAUGCAAGACAUGGAGAUCUCUCAUCAACCACCGUGGCUUUGCAGAAAGGUACCGGGACAUUUCUCCGGUCAGGUUCGUGUCAUUUUACGACAAGGGUUUCUACUUGCUUGACGUGGAGGGGGAGAAUUUAGUUAUCAAAAAUCCACAUAAGCUUGAGUUUCCUUUGGAUGAGUCCAUGAUCGAUGAAUCCACAUGUCUACUUCAUUGUCAUGGGACGUUAUGUGUGACCUUAAAGAAUCACACAUUAAUCGUUUGGAAUCCAUAUUCCAACCAAUUCAAGAUCGUACCAAAUCCUGGUAUAUACCGUGAUUCAAACAUUCUUGGUUUCGGUUAUGAUACGCUUUCCAACGAUUACAAACUCGUAACGUUUAUCGACCAGCUUGGUUCCUCUACGGCGCAGGUUUUCGAAUUCAGAACCGGUUCUUGGAGAGGGAGUGUAACGAUUCCUAAUCCGGAUUGGCAUUACAGGGAGAGAGUAGGUACCUUCUUGGAUCAAUACCUCUAUUGGAUUGCCUACCGGUCUAGUAUCAACAGGUUCAUCCUAUGCUUUAAUCUCUCAACCUAUGAAUACCGGAAAUUAGAUCUCCCGGUUUACAACCAAGGUGUCACCUGUUCUUGGUUAGGCGUUACAAAAGAAAAGCUUUGCGUUAUAGAUUAUGUAACGUGCGAGAAGGAGAUUCGGAUUUCGGUUAUGGAGAAAACCGGAUCAUGGAACAAAAUCAUAAGCCUUUCAGUGUUGGACUUUAUCUAUGUGCAAGAUCGUAAAUGCGAUUAUCAAGUCGAGUUCGUGUCGUUUACGAGAAAGAACGACUUAUUCAUAACGUUCACUGGGUACUACGAUGAUUUCGAGACGGAAGCUGAAGAUCGUGAGAAGAAGGAGAUGUUCUUAUACAAAACCGGUGAUAAUACAAUCGAACAAGUCCGGUUAUGUAACUCUUUACCCGGGUUUCGGUUUCUUGGUGAAUAUGUGGAGACUCUUGUGCUUGUUGAUCGUAUCUUUAUUUGAACUAAGAAAACAACAUUAGCUUUGCUCAAUAUGAGAACAUAUAAUUAUCUAUGUGUUGCGCUACUGCACGGAUAUUAAACGUAUUAAAAUGGCAACUAGAGAAACUUAUACGUCUACGUAAUGUAAUGUACAGUUUUUCUCGAAA